AUGCCUUCCAAACCAAAUCUUAUAUUCCUGACACUCCUGGCCAGCAGCAACGUGCUGGCCAAUCAAUGUUUCUCCGCGAACAGCGACGCCCCAAAGGAGAAUUUCCUGAAAUGCUGCUCCGUCACGUCCGGCGGCAAGGGAGUUGUUGCUGGAUAUGACUUUGACUACAUGUGCAACAAGUACCCCAGCGCUUAUGAACCAGGCCAAAGAGGGUUUAAAACAGCACAGGCGUGUGCCGAGUAUUGUGCUACAGAUCCCCAAUGCAAGGCCAGUGUAUGGAGAGCUUCGAGUAAGCUGUGUGCGAAAGUUACUGCGACAUCCUAUGAGGCCGUUAGCGGUGAUGGAUGGCUCCUUGUCGAGAAGAGUGAGAAAUCCGAUAAGCUGUCGGACGAUUGCCAAGGGAAAAUCGAUUCUGCCAUCAAAGGAUACAAGGAGAAAGAAGCGAAGUGCCAGAAGGAGAAUGGUGCCUGUGGUGAGAAGAUCGCCAGGUACGAGACGGAGAAAUUGCGAAGCGAGAAGAACCUGGACGAGUGCCAGUCUAGCAAGGAUGCCCUGUUGCAAGAAAACAGGAACUCCCUUGAGAAGACCAUGCAGUGUGAGUCCAAAAAGACAGUAUUAGAGAGCCAGUUGGACCAGUGUCAGAAGGACCAGGCCGCAGAGACCACCAAGUGCAAGGAGAAAUUUCAACAGUGCGAAGCCGAGAAGGCAUUCGCUGCCCACCAGUGCGAAAAGGAUCGACGGGAAGCGGAGGAUAAAUGCACGGAAGAAAAAGGAGCCCUAGAGGAGCGCAUCAAGACUCAGAAAUGCACAGGAAAGUGCCAGGUUGGGCAUACGACAGCGUCUACUGUUGAUCGAAUUUUGUCCUCCCCAAAGAGGGAGGCUUUUAUCUCCGAUUUGAAAGCGUUGACUGUUUUUGUCCUUGAUGACUAUGACCUGGAAAAAAGUAAGGAAGAGGUGAGAAAAUUCACUUCUCGGUAUGAACUGGACUUCAAGCUUUGGGGUCACGAUAGCAGGUAUAUCACUGGUUUGUCGCAGGCGGAGGGCCGAGCGGCUUGGGAAGAUAAAUCGGCUCCACUUCUGGACAGAGCUCGAGGAUGGGAGUCUGAGCUUGCGAAUCACCUCAAUGGCAAAUGGUGGAUGACUUGGUAUGAUGUGGCUCGAUUUUUGGGUGAUCUGUUGGAAUAUGUUGAAUGA
Molecule: messenger RNA, 1194 nt
Organism: Aspergillus oryzae RIB40
Lineage: Eukaryota; Fungi; Ascomycota; Eurotiomycetes; Eurotiales; Aspergillaceae
Exons: 1
Coding region: 1-1194 (397 amino acids)
Source: RefSeq, a predicted model, not a curated record